CGGACUCUAUCACGGGAUUUCCCUCCAGACAUCGUAAACAUUAUCGUGACAUAAACAAACUGUUCAAAAACAAUUAAACAAACGCAAUUUAUUUUUAACAAUCGUUGCGUGGUUUCAAAAUGAUCGUGCUGUAUUUUACGGAGGUUUCUGUAGUUCAAAACUCUUACGAUGUAUAAGAGGUUGGCGCGCUUACAUCGUUUUUGAUUAAGGGUCCAGCAUGGCCAUCAUCCAGUCAUGCUGCUGCUGGCGCAGCCUCCGGCGAGGGUGCUACGCCGCAGCGCUCUACACGAUGGUAUAUUUCUCUGUGACCAUAAUAACUAUGGGUCACUUCAUAGAGGUGGAACAGCGGUAUCUCAACGGCGACAUGACUGAGCCGGAGUCUGAGAGCUUCCUGGAACCAGAGAAGAUCACGCCAAUAACGGUGUCACUGAAUAUAACCCUGCUCGCCUGCAGCACGCUCGGUCUCAUAUCGUGUGUGUUACUCAUCUUUGGAGUUUACAAGGACAUAAAGUAUAUGCUGCUGCCGUGGGUUUUCUCUAUGGGUACAGAAACUCUUGUGGAGGUCAUCAACCUCAUCUACCUUUUCUACUUACAAACUCAAGCCGGGAUUGAGCUCAACUUCAACCCAAUAACAUCGUUCCUGUUUACUCUGGACUUCUUCAUUAUUGUCCUCAAUAUGUACGCGAUGGUGUGCGUCAUAUCUCAGUUCCAGGAGUACAUGGACGGGCGAGGGACCGCCGCGUUUGACUACUCAGAUAGGCUAGCUGCUGUCCAGUACACGGCGACAGCGCAGCAGACGACAACCACCAGCACAGCACAGAGCGGCAGAAGACGGUCUGCGCCCAAACCCACUCCCAGCAGGAUCGAUCCUGAGGAGUUCUCGGAGGCACCCACUAAAGUCAUUACGUCAGUACUGUCCAAGCCGAGUCGGUCGGCUGUGAAGAAACAUGUACAGUUCCCGGACGAGCAGAGCUGUAUCGAGGAGGCCACUGAAAUUCCAAUGGAAGAGGAGAAAUCCAGUUCCCGCGUGAUCAGCUCCCUGUGGAUGGAGCUGGAGUCCCAACCGGCACCGGAACGCUGACGGCGGCGCAGCGAGCAGUACUAUCGACCGGUAUCGCGCGCGCGCAUUGAGCGCCGCAAGAUGUCGGUGGUAGCGCCGCCCGCGCAUGAUGACUCUUUCCUGUAAAUUGGACGUGGACGU
Messenger RNA from Aricia agestis (brown argus), 1201 nucleotides. RefSeq lists its product as uncharacterized. NCBI's taxonomy places the organism in Eukaryota, Metazoa, Arthropoda, Insecta, Lepidoptera, Lycaenidae. The transcript is spliced from 11 exons. The coding region runs from base 218 to 1081 and encodes 287 amino acids. The record is from RefSeq and is a predicted model, not a curated record.